Antrostomus carolinensis (chuck-will's-widow) is the source of this 1832-nucleotide messenger RNA. RefSeq names its product proteasome 26S subunit, ATPase 3 (gene PSMC3). Bases 3 to 1160 code for a protein of 385 amino acids. The transcript has 10 exons. The record is from RefSeq and is a predicted model, not a curated record. Lineage: Eukaryota; Metazoa; Chordata; Aves; Caprimulgiformes; Caprimulgidae. Gene Ontology annotation, molecular function: ATP hydrolysis activity; ATP binding.
UCAUGAAGAGCGAAGUACUGAGAGUGACCCAUGAGCUUCAGGCCAUGAAAGACAAGAUCAAAGAGAACAGUGAGAAGAUCAAAGUGAACAAAACCCUGCCGUACCUUGUCUCUAACGUGAUUGAGCUGCUGGAUGUUGACCCCAAUGACCAGGAGGAGGAUGGAGCAAACAUUGACCUGGAUUCCCAGAGGAAGGGCAAGUGUGCUGUGAUCAAGACCUCUACGCGGCAGACGUAUUUCCUGCCUGUCAUUGGGUUGGUUGAUGCUGAGAAGUUGAAACCUGGAGACUUAGUGGGGGUGAACAAAGACUCUUACCUGAUCCUGGAGACUCUGCCUACGGAAUAUGAUUCACGGGUGAAAGCCAUGGAGGUGGAUGAGAGACCCACAGAGCAGUACAGCGACAUCGGGGGGCUGGAUAAACAAAUCCAAGAGCUCGUGGAGGCCAUUGUCCUGCCAAUGAAUCAUAAGGAGAAAUUUGAGAACUUGGGUAUACAGCCGCCCAAAGGAGUCCUUAUGUACGGGCCCCCAGGAACAGGGAAGACGCUUUUAGCUCGAGCCUGUGCUGCCCAGACCAAGUCUACGUUCCUGAAACUGGCGGGUCCACAGCUUGUGCAGAUGUUCAUCGGCGACGGAGCGAAGCUGGUACGCGAUGCUUUCGCUCUAGCCAAGGAAAAAGCUCCCUCCAUCAUCUUCAUUGACGAGCUGGAUGCCAUUGGCACUAAAAGGUUUGAUAGUGAAAAGGCUGGUGAUCGGGAGGUACAGAGGACCAUGCUGGAGCUGCUUAAUCAACUUGAUGGUUUCCAGCCCAACACACAAGUCAAGGUGAUUGCUGCAACCAACCGGGUUGAUAUCUUGGACCCAGCUCUGCUCCGCUCUGGACGGUUAGAUCGCAAGAUUGAGUUCCCAAUGCCGAACGAGGAGGCCAGAGCCAGAAUUAUGCAGAUCCAUUCACGCAAAAUGAACGUCAGCCCGGAUGUGAACUACGAGGAGCUGGCUCGCUGCACGGAUGAUUUCAAUGGAGCGCAGUGCAAGGCGGUGUGUGUUGAAGCGGGGAUGAUUGCCCUUCGCCGUGGAGCUACAGAGCUCACCCACGAGGACUACAUGGAAGGCAUCCUGGAGGUUCAAGCAAAGAAGAAAGCCAAUCUGCAGUACUAUGCCUGAUCUUUGCCCGGUCAAGGCUCUGGCCUUGGUAGAGGACAGGACUAGACUGGACUGUGCCACCUAUUUUCUGUCUGGAAAAAAAAUAAAGUGUUUUUCUUUCCCUCUAAAAACAAACCUGUGAUGUCUUGGGGGCAUGGCCCUUGCUCAGUGGUUCUACAUCUGCCAAAGGGAAGGUGAGAACCUCCUGUCCACUGUCAUGCUGCCUUUGGAGCCUCCUCCUGCUAGAACCAGACUCGAUCCUCCUCUGCUCCUUCUGGAUGAGGACCAGCAGGUUCUACUGCAGUAAGUGAACUUGGCAGCCCAGACAGCAGCCCCUGUUUCCACCCCUGGGGCCUGUGAACAGCCUGUACAGCUUUGUCAGGGUCUUUUUUGAACACUCAGUUCGCAAGGGAGACGUGAACACGAUACACAUGUGAAUGAUGUUUUAACUUUGUCAUUUAUAAGUAACUCUGGAAGCUUUCACACCAUUGCUGUCUGGAGAAUCAGGCUGGUAAUUAGUCAGAAAGAAUUCAAGGUCUCACCCACCCAGCAAGUCUUUCAGUACUUUUAAUGCCAGUUUAGAAUUACAACUUCCAUUUAAAAAUUACACUUUUCAUAAAUACACUGACUUUAGCAUUAAAUAUCUUACAUGCCACUGUAUUGUAUUUUAAAUACAAUGUAAACAUCUCCAAA